This is a messenger RNA of Pipistrellus nathusii (Nathusius's pipistrelle), 552 nucleotides long. The record is from the annotation of a GenBank genome assembly. NCBI's taxonomy places the organism in Eukaryota, Metazoa, Chordata, Mammalia, Chiroptera, Vespertilionidae.
AUGGACUUUGGGACGCCAUGUCAGACCCUCCUACCACCACCCUUCCACUGCCCUUUACUCCCUCACCCCCCAGAUUCCCAGGGGGUGGGGUCAUUCUGGACCUUGCUACUUCCUGCUCCUGGCAUCCACUGCUCAGAGAGUAUGGAGCUGUGGAGACAGCUGAGGCAGGCUGGACUGGUGCCCCCAGGGCUGGGUCCACCCCCCAGGGCCCUGAGGGGUGUCCCCUCAUCAUGGAGAGCUGGCCAGACCCUCACAUCCCCAGGGACAGACACCGAAGGUGCCAGGGAGAGUCUGCUGUGGAUCUGGGAGGAACUGGAGAACCUUCGAAGAGUGGAUGUCCAGCUGCUCGGCCAGCUGUGUACCUUGGGGCUGGAGAUGGGGCUGCUGCGGGAGGAGCUGGUUGCUUUCCUGGAAGAAGAGGAGGAGGAGGAGGAGAUCUUUGAGGAAGAGGAGGAGGAUGAAGAGCCAGAGGGAAAGCAAGAGGAAGUACAUCUGGGGGUCUCCUGCCCAGCCUCAGGCCAUCGGCUCCCCGACUUUGAGAUGACUAUCUGA